AAUCUUCAAAACAACUGGUUGAGUUGUUUUUAACUAAACUUUUAAGAAAACUGCAUUUGAUUUAUAACUUUAAAGAUUUAAAUAAAUACAUAAUGUUCAAAUAAGUGUUAAUAAGUCUUAAAAUAAUCAUUUUAUACUGAUUUUUAACUCGACCAAAAAAUGGCUGCCUUAACCGAAUACAUUGAGCCAAUAUGGCGUGGACUUAAUAUGCGUAAUUUAAAAGUGGACGAAGCUUACUUAGUGUCAAAGACCUUUUAUCAUAAAGCAACUUAUUUGUAUAGUCUCUCCGAUGAAUGUUAUACGUGCCCCUAUAGCAAAGUGAAAGCUUUACAUGAAGGCAAUAAUGACAACAUUACAAGUGCCUCGAAUAAUAUAAAUGUGGCUCAUGGUUUAAAAUUUAAAUUACUAACCGAUGAUGUGGGACGUUAUGCCUUCAAUAAUGAUACCUCAUUAUGUGAUUUAAGGCCAACGGACUUGAAAGAAUUCGGUGUUUAUAAUUUGACUUUAUAUGAAAAUGGUACAUGCAGCUGGGAGGUGGAUAAUGAAGGAGUUGAGGUUAAUUUAUCCCUUUUAUCGGUUUUUAUUUUGGUUGCCUUAAUUUUAACCGUUUUGAAAAUAUCUUUAUGUGCCUGGCGUUCCCAUCGCUAUGAGGAAGUUUUAGCUAAUGCUGCUGCUAAUGAAGCUCCUGUACAACCACCCACUAUACAGCAACGUAAACGUAUGCGUAGUUUGGAUGCUUUUAGAGGCAUGGCUAUUGUCCUCAUGAUAUUUGUUAAUAGUGGCGGUGGUGAUUAUUGGUGGAUUGAACAUGCUCCCUGGAAUGGUUUACAUUUAGCUGAUAUUGUUUUCCCUUCUUUUCUAUGGAUAAUGGGUGUUUGUAUACCCAUUUCGAUUAAGUCACAAUUGGCAAGAGGAACCACUAAACUUCGUAUAUGUUUGAGAAUCAUUUGGAGAUCUAUUAAACUGUUUACUAUAGGUUUAUGUUUAAAUUCUAUAAAUGGUCCAAAUUUGGAAAAUUUAAGAAUAAUGGGCGUUUUGCAACGAUUUGGUAUUGCCUAUUUGAUAUGUGGUGUCGCACAUACUAUAUUUACCCAAAGGGAACACAUGGAACCACAGGUAAUUAUCAUUUUUAUCAUAAUCAAUCUAUAAAUCUAUUUAUUUAUCUAUCUAUCUAUCUAUCU
This is a messenger RNA of Lucilia cuprina (Australian sheep blowfly), 1181 nucleotides long. RefSeq names its product heparan-alpha-glucosaminide N-acetyltransferase. The record is from RefSeq and is a predicted model, not a curated record. Bases 160 to 1149 code for a protein of 329 amino acids. The transcript has 7 exons. NCBI's taxonomy places the organism in Eukaryota, Metazoa, Arthropoda, Insecta, Diptera, Calliphoridae.